UAAUUUUUAUCCAUACAGAGGCUAACUGCUUCAAAGCAGAAAAGCACAAUUCAACCAACAAAAAGGCCAAAAUCCCAUUUCUCCUUCUUCCUCUUUUGUGUGUCUCCUUCCUUUUCUUUGAAUUUCUUUCCUUUUUUAGUGUUCCUGCUACUAAUUUGGUGGUGAUGAAUGAUGAUUGUUGGUUGGUAGUGUGAGUUGAUGAGAGAGUUAACCGAAAAUCUCUUCUCAUUCUCCGUCUUCUUCCAGAUCUGGGCCAUGCGACGACCGUCAAUGACCACCAACGACUGCCCAAACCAUUGCGAUAAUCCUCAUCUUCUCCUUGAAAAUCCCUAAUUGCUGUUACUUAUCGUGAGACUGCGAUGAGCUUGAAGAUCUGUUACUUACCGUGAAACCGUGGACCCAUUGCUACCGGAUCUACAAAACCACUACUAGUAAGCUUCCAUUGCUCCCCUUUCUUUUCUUUUUGAUUGAAGAUUGUUUGAAGAUUUUUUAUUGAUUAUUACUAUUUCUUCUACUUCCUCAUGUCAGAAGAAUUUGUGUCCUGUACUUUGCCAUUGUUUUCGCAUUUUUCUUCUGUUUUUUGGCAUUUUUCUUCUCUUUUUAACUUGUUGUUCCUAUUUUUGGAUAAUAAGCUUUAUGGGUUUGUGGCAAAGAAUUGGUAAAUCGUGAUGCUUGUGUGAUCUACCUCUUGUUUGUAGUACCUAUUUCUACCCUAUUGAAAUUAUUUUUGUUGUGAAGAAACUUAAGGAGAGGUGGAAAAGAGUAGAAUAGACUACUAUUUUUUGGUCUUUGCUGAAUCAGUUAAAUCAAUUUUGGUGCUAUUGGAUUAUUAUCUUCUUCUUCUUUUCUUUUUUUAAGUAAUUUAAUUCAUAUUAAUCAGAGGAAAAUCUGAACUUUAUUUCUUACACUCUCCCUAAUUUCACUUAGAAAAUGUAGUGUGGUUGCUUGUUAUGGUGUUUGGCAUAAGACGUUUGUAGUGCCUAAUUAUGUCAAUUGUAGUAGUGCUCUGUUUUUUGAUAUUUAUGUUCUAGAAUCCUCUUAAGUUGUAUUUGAACUUAGUAAUUAGCAUGAAUUUGAAGGCUGUUAUUUAGAUAAUUCUUUCUGUUGUGGUAUUCUAUUUUUUUGUUGUAGUUUUUGCUUAUUCUCUUAGUAUUUAUAUUUGAGUAGUUACUGAAUUUUUAAGAAGCAUAAUGUAUUUGAGAUAUUAUUAGUUUCUAGUGUUAUU
This is a messenger RNA of Rubroshorea leprosula, 1225 nucleotides long. NCBI's taxonomy places the organism in Eukaryota, Viridiplantae, Streptophyta, Magnoliopsida, Malvales, Dipterocarpaceae. The record is from the annotation of a GenBank genome assembly.